This is a messenger RNA of Sturnus vulgaris (Common starling), 6109 nucleotides long. The record is from RefSeq and is a predicted model, not a curated record. Lineage: Eukaryota; Metazoa; Chordata; Aves; Passeriformes; Sturnidae.
AAAGGAAAAAAGGUUAUUCAGUGAAUCCGAUGAGGGCACAAUGGUCAUGUAAAGGUCUGCAUCAGCAUUUAUUUGUUGAUGUCUGGAACCUGAAAGAUUUUGAACCUUCACAAGGUUUACCUGUCAAGGCAGCUGACAUAAGCUUUAAAGAUUGAUGAAAUAAAUGACACAUAUUGCACUGGAGGCUUCCACCUAUCAGACGGUGAUUAGGUUGUUAUGGAUUUCUCCCCUCUUCAUCUUUUGGCAGAGGUUUGUUUCUAAACUCUGCCUCUCAGGGCUCAGACAGGUCUGCAUCUCUAUGGAAAAGAAGGCACAGCUUUUAGAUUUUCCUUGGAUCUUGUUAUCUCCAUUUCUUAGAAAAUUACCUUGCAAAUUCUUCUAUGCUUUUCGUGGCACUUAAGGGAGGAGUGUUAAAAGUUGUAAUUACAUACCUAUUUAAAUACAUUUUUGUAAUUCUUUUGUGAUUCUUCCAAUCACAGUAAUUUUGUGCAUUAAUCUGGUAGUGCAUAGUGGCAGACUCUGUUUUUAAUGUGUAGCUUAUGAUGAACUUUAUCAUAUUUAUAUAUGCAGCAAGGAGGAAUCCCACAGUUACAUUCCAUACACGGAAUGUAACUUUAUACACCUUAGAGACUUAAACUUCAGAGGCUUUUAAAUACAAGCCUCUGGCUUGAAGCUGUCUUUCUUUUGGCUGCACGUAGCACCCAGUAGAAGUCUGUAUCUGGCUCGUUGUUUUUGAGGUGUGGCAGACUUGGAGAUGGUAAUACGAGUAGAAGUUUUACAAAUGAUUGUGUUAGAGACGUGUAUGAAUCCCUGAGUUCCUUUAUUAUAUGCUGUGUGAGCAUUCAGUUAGCUGAGGCAUACUUCACUUUUGAAUCAUAAGGAAAAUGCCACUACCCAGCUUGCUUGCAAACUUGCUCGUUUGCUUAGAAGCCUCAUUGCAUCAGCAAAAACAACAGUGUGUGCUUAGAGUGCUCUGUGGAGCACAAUGUUUCCUUUUCUGCGUUCAGUAAUUUAAAUGAUUGGAGUGAUACUUUUGACAAGGAAGAAAUCAUUUCAUUGUUAUGGAUCAUUUUUCAAGUGAAACUGAGUUUUGGAAUAAAGUGAUGGACGGGUCACUGGGAAAUAUUGAUGAUCUGGCACAGCAGUAUGCAGACUACUACAACACCUGCUUCACAGAUGUGUGUGAGAGGAUGGAAGAGCUGCGCAAGCGGAGGGUUUCCCAAGACCUUGAUUUGGAGAAAUCUGAUGCCAGCCCCACAUCUCUACAACUGCGAUCUCAGAUUGAGGAGUCACUUGGUCUCAGCAGCACCGCAUCAACACCUGACACCGAAAGAAAGCUCUCCAUUCAUAAAUCAAGUUCAGAAGAAGGCUCUGUAGGGAAAACAGACUGGAAAAAGAAAAAUAAGUUUUUUUGGCAGAAUUUCCGAAAGAACCAGAAGGGACUAAUGAGGCAGACUUCAAAAGGAGAGGAUGUCGGUUAUGUGGCCAGUGAGAUCACAAUGAGUGAUGAAGAACGGAUCCAGCUGAUGAUGAUGGUGAAAGAGAAGAUGAUCACCAUUGAGGAAGCACUUGCUAGGCUGAAAGAGUAUGAAGCCCAGCACAGGCAAUCAAGCACUGUAGAUUCUACAGAAUGGCCUGAUGGUUCUUACUCGACACUUGAUGGGUCUUCCAAUUGUAAUUCAAGAGAACAAUCCGAUGAUGAAACAGAGGAGUCGGUGAAGUUUAAGAGGUUGCACAAGCUGGUGAAUUCUACUCGCAGAGUGAGGAAGAAACUCAUAAGAGUUGAAGAGAUGAAAAAACCCAGCACAGAAGGUGUGGAAGAGCACUCACUUGACAACUCUCCUAUACUGGAUGACAGAUCAGCACUUUACUCUGGAGUUCACAAGAAGCAAUUCUACUUUGACAGCUCCUGUGAAAAGCAGCCAGAGGACGACUCGGACUCACUUACUACUUCUCCCUCAUCCAGCAGCCUUGAUACGUGGGGAGCUAACCGGAAGCUGGUGAAGACCUUCAGCAAAACAGAUAGCCGUGGCCUUAUCAAGCCUCCCAAGAAACUUGGGACAUUUUUCUCUUACCCAGAAGAGGAGAAGUCCCAGAAAGUUUGCCGCUCCUUGACAGAUGGGGAAAUGAAGAAGAGCCUCGGCUCGUUGAGCCAUGGGAGAACCUGUAGCUUUGGAGGAUUUGAUUUGACAAAUCGUUCCCUUCAUGUUGGAAACAGUUCUGACCAAAUGGGCAAAGAAGGAGACUUUGUUUAUAAAGAAGUGAUCAAAUCACCCUCUGCCUCCCGUAUAUCUCUGGGCAAAAAGGUGAAGUCUGUAAAAGAAACCAUGAAGAAAAGAAUGUCGAAAAAAUACAGCAGCUCUUUGUCUGAGCAGGAGUCCAGCCCUGGGGUCGUGCCGGGCUCCCCGCAGUCGCCACCCCCAGACACUGACUCCCUGGACAAACCCAAGCUGAAAGCUGGUGGCUCAGUGGAGAGCCUGAGGAGUUCCUUAAGCGGUCAGAGCUCAAUGAGUGGUCAGACAGUGAGCACAACAGAUUCCUCAACCAGCAAUAGGGAGAGUGUGAAAUCAGAAGAUGGUGAUGAUGAAGAGCCUCCUUACAGAGGGCCGUUUUGUGGAAGAGCCAGGGUUCACACUGAUUUUACUCCGAGUCCUUAUGAUACAGAUUCUCUGAAGCUCAAGAAAGGUGACAUCAUUGAUAUAAUCAGCAAACCCCCCAUGGGCACUUGGAUGGGUCUGUUGAACAACAAAGUUGGCACCUUCAAAUUUAUCUAUGUGGAUGUGUUAAAUGAAGAGGAAGAGAAGCCGAAGCGGCCCACCAGGAGACGUCGAAAAAGCAGACCACCCCAGCCCAAGUCAGUCGAGGAUCUCUUGGAUCGCAUCAAUUUGAAGGAGCACAUGCCCACUUUUCUGUUCAAUGGUUAUGAAGAUCUGGAUACCUUUAAGCUUUUAGAAGAAGAAGAUUUGGAUGAACUGAACAUCCGAGAUCCUGAGCACAGAGCUGUUCUUCUCACUGCAGUGGAACUUCUUCAGGAAUAUGAUAGUAACAGCGACCAGUCAGGAUCUCAGGAGAAACUUCUCAUUGAAGGCCAAGGCCUAACCGGAUGCUCUCCUCGGGAUUCUGGCUGCUACGAAAGCAGUGAAAACCUGGAGAAUGGUAAAACUCGAAGGACCUGUCUUCCGCCCUCAAAAUCAGCAAGUGAGCAUAGCUUUAGAGAUUUCAGCAGAAACCAGCUAUCAAAUUAUCCCACGCUUCCACUGACCAAGUCAAUAGAAACUCUGCAGCCAGGGGAAAAAGAAAGCCGGCUGGGCUGUGCACAUCGUGCUCUGAAGAGCUCUGUCAAGCCUCCGGCCGUCACGGGUCUCAAGAAGAACCGCAGAAGUUUACCAGUUGCUGUGUGUCGAAGCUAUGAAACUCUGGAUGGCCCCCAGGGUGUAGAUACAUGGCCAAGAUCUCAGUCACUGGAUGAUCUCCAGGGAGAAGCCAAUACUAACUUACAGGACACUAACAAGAAAGUAGGUUCUUUUCCUCAGGAUUCACUGGAUAUUGCUAAAAAGGCAACUGGCUCUGCUUUGCCGCCUCAGUCUCAUGGAGGCAGCUGCAAGGUAGAUGAUGUCAUCGCUAAGCAGGGCAAAGGAGCUGCUAAUUCUCAGAAGGGAAGAGCUAAGGAAUUGAACUGCUCUGUAAUGGAGACUGCAGGUGGAAAGCCUGCUCCAUUCCCCCUGAAAAACUGUGAAGCUCAGCCUGCCUUAGUGAUGCAUCAUGCAACAAGGACGCCUCUGGAAAUACAGAGUAAAGGUUUUCAUGACCUUGCACGGGCUGAUUAUGCUCCAGUCCUCAAGGGAGGUCUAGAAGCUGAGCAAAAAAGCACAAAUGAGGCAAGAAUGCAACCAAAAAAUCCUUCUCAGCCACCACCUGUCCCUGCCAAAAAAUGCCGAGAACGCCUUUCUAAUGGAUUAUAUCAUCCUCCCACGACCAUAAGCGGAAACAACUCAAGCUUAGAAGCACCAUGUUUGCCAGUAAAAAAGACCAGCUCAUCCAUUCCCAUUGAUUGUCAUGGAGUACCUAUCCAUAGGACAUCUUCUGAACAAGAGCCCAGUAGCCCUCCAAGCCCACUGCCACCCUGGCUGUCGGAGCUCCCAGAGACUGCUAGUGUUCAACAGCACGUGGUAAAGCUCGGUCCUGCAUCAUCAAGGAAAGUCUCUUGCAGCAGAGGAAUGGAUCUGGAAAUGGUGAUAGAAAACAAGCUGCAGUCUGAAGACAUUGAUCUUACUGAAGAACCGUACUCAGACAAGCAUGGUCGCUGUGGCAUUCCUGAGGCUUUGGUGCAGAGGUACUCUGAAGACUUAGAGCAGCCUGAAAAGGAUGUGGCCACAAACAUGGACCAAAUCCGGGUAAAGCAGCUGAGGAAGCAGCAUCGCAUGGCAAUUCCAAGUGGAGGACUCACAGAAAUUUGCCGUAAACCUGUAUCCCCAGGAUUCAUCACCUCUGUAUCUGACUGGCUGAUUUCCAUUGGUCUGCCUAUGUAUUCCAGCCUGCUCACUGAAGCAGGAUUCAACACACUGAGCAAAGUGCCUUCUCUGUCACAAACUUGCCUUCAAAAAGCUGGCAUCACAGAGGAAAGGCACAUAAGCAAGCUACUGGCAGCAGCAAGACUCUUCAAACCUCUUGAUCCAGGGGCAAUUUAACAGGCUCCAUAGUGUGACAUUGCCUGGUCGAGAAUCCACUGCUUCUUCCUGCACCAGUAUCGCUCUAAUUACUUCACGUAGCUAAAGGGAUCAAGGAAGUGGCUCCCCAGGACAGGCAGAUACCUUCUGCAAAGGUUAUGAAAGGCGACUGAAGGAGAAGAGAGGCAACUACCAGGUAACAUAGAUGUGGUACUUCCCUCGCCCCUCACUCCCAUCUAAAGUAUUCCUGUUUCAUAAACUGCACAGGGUUGGCCUGAGAAUCAGACAGCUUCAAAGAAUUAAGGGACGCUUGCACAUUUUCCUCGAGUUUGUGGUAGUGAUACUAGUAACAGGUCUUUUGUACAUCUAGGUUCCAGGUACCUGAAAUCAGUCCUAAAGUACCAGGUACAAAUCAAGGUGCAAAUUCCAGUAGAAGCUGUUUGGCAAAUGCCUUUUGUUUAUUUUAGCAGUCUAGAGCUAAACACAAAACCCUCCCCAGUCAUCUUUGCUGUUGCUUGGUGUAGGUCCCAGUUGCCACAAAGCCUUUAGCUAGGCUGAAGUUGAUGGACUGAAAUUACUUUUCAGUGUGGUCCAUCUCUGUCACUUCAAUGCAACUAAUCCACAAAGAGUCAGAAAGCUUCUUUUUAUUUGUACAGAGCUGAGGUCAUUUUUAUAACUGCUUUUUAGCAAUCAGCUUUUUAUUUGCCUUAAAAUAAGCUUUUAAGCAGUUACCUAGUGUUCACUUUACCUGUAUUCACAUUUCCCGAGCCUUGUUUCAACCUGUCACAUUUAAGUUGCAUUUAGGGUGAUUUCCAGCUGAAGUAGCUUCUAUAAAAUGCCUCAUCAUAACAUCUCCUGUGUUGUAGAGGUGCUUUUACAAAUGCAGGGUUAUGCUAAGUUUCGGUUGUCAGGUUAACUCCUUGUUCACUACAGUCUGCAUUUACUGUUGUUACUAAACUGUUCCAAGAUAUACUGCCUUGUAUAUAUGUAACUGCUUUUCAUUUUAAUCAUAUUCUGUGUACUGUGUUAUAUUGUCAAUCAUUAUGCUGCAGCUUUGACUUGGUAUCCUGACCAUAUUGAUUCCAAACAGUGGGUUUCUGCAAAUGAAAAUUCACUUGCAUUGAAAAAGCAAAAUGUGUCCCAUAGAAAUCAUUAGACCCAGUAAUUCCAUUGCAUGGACAAUAAAAUUCCCAGAUAGUCUUAUGAAAAACACUGUGAUUUUUAGAACUGUUGAUAUCCCUUACCACUGCAUUAAUAUUACCUCUCACUGGAAAACAGCAUUGUUCUGGCAAAUGUGAUAAACCAUUUUUCAUGAUGCAAUGAUAUUUUUCUGCCUAACUCCAUGUGAAACGUUCCAGUCGCAUACGUGACUAAUGACAGAUUUUAUUUUUCUAUGUUGGGUACACAUUUUAUAUACCAAAUACAAAUUAUCAUGAAUAGCA